AUGAUCACGACAGCGUUACGGAUCAGUAAACUGUUGCCUCGAGGUCGAGUUUAUCAGUUUGUUCAACGUGCGUUUAGUGCAAAUCUUGAUGAAGUCAAGUUUCAGGACUUGUCGGACAAUGAAUUCGACAGAAUCUCGGAGGAAACGCUACAAGGUUUAUGUGAAUACUUUGAUGAGCUACCAGAGAAAGUGUCUACAUCUUCUGACUACGAUGUAUCUUAUUCUAUGGGUGUGCUUACAGUGGCAUUAGGUCAACCAGGAACUUAUGUGAUAAACAAACAGUCUCCAAACAAGCAGAUUUGGCUGUCUUCACCGGUUUCUGGACCUCAAAGGUAAGGUAAUAUUGACGCUUUUUUAAGUUUGGUGUACUAAAUUUGGUUUUUGAGUUGAUGUUGAGUUGGAAAAGUGAAUUUGCACUAUUUCUAAUAUUUUUAUGUUUUUAGAUACGACUACGUUACCAAUCACAAGUGGUUCUACAAACGUCUGGGACUAUCAUUACAUGAACUUCUGGAAAAAGAAAUGUCACAAAUAUUUGGCCAAGAAACAUUGAACUUGAAGAAACUGGAAGAAAAGUCGUCUUGA
Messenger RNA from Bursaphelenchus okinawaensis, 582 nucleotides. The record is from the annotation of a GenBank genome assembly. Lineage: Eukaryota; Metazoa; Nematoda; Chromadorea; Rhabditida; Aphelenchoididae.